This is a messenger RNA of Guyanagaster necrorhizus, 951 nucleotides long. Its product is annotated as kinase-like protein. Gene Ontology annotation, cellular component: cytoplasm. The transcript is spliced from 4 exons. Gene Ontology annotation, biological process: protein phosphorylation. NCBI's taxonomy places the organism in Eukaryota, Fungi, Basidiomycota, Agaricomycetes, Agaricales, Physalacriaceae. The coding region runs from base 1 to 951 and encodes 316 amino acids. The record is from RefSeq and is a predicted model, not a curated record. Gene Ontology annotation, molecular function: ATP binding; protein serine/threonine kinase activity.
AUGCCUUUCAAUACUGUUCCUCACCCCGACGGCCGGUCCAUCGCCAAUGGGAGGCUCAUCCUCGUUGCCCAUCUCGGUUCUGGCAACUACGGACAGGUGUACAGGGCAUUAGACCUUGAGGCCACCAAUGAUCUUGUUUAUUUCGCUGUCAAGUCUACAACGGUCAGAAAAGGAAUCGUCUUUCAUGCCUUUGUCUCUCGGCAUCCCAACGUUGUCACAUACCGUGAUAUGUGGGUUGAGGAGGACUAUGUCUUCAUGAUCAUGGACUACUGCCCCGGUGGAAAGCUGCACAAGGCCAUCAAGGAAAAGAAGAUAUUUUAUUGCAACAACUCACUGGUGAAGCCUGUCUUCAUUCAGGUCAUCGAUGCCCUGCGGCAUGGCCGUGCCAAUGAAGUAUUCCAUCGGGACAUCAAGUCUGAGAAUAUUCUCUGUUCUAAAGACAGGACACAGGUAUUCCGUGCUGACUUUGGUCUCGCGACAUGCGAAGAUUACAAGUUCCGCGGGGCAGGCACCCUGCCGUACAAAAGUCCUGAAUACUUGGGCGAGGAUUUUAGAUCGCCCACGUACUCGACGAGGGCCAGCGACGUCUGGGCUCUAGGUGUUCUCCUCCUCAAUAUGAUGGUCGGGCGAGAUCCUUGGGUCGCCGCCAAGAUUUCAGAUCGAUGCUUCAACUGUUUCCUCUGCGAUCCCGACUAUUUCCUCAAGAUAUUUCCCAUCACACCACACCCUCCGUCAACCAGGUUCUGCUCCGCAUCUUCGAAAGGCAUCGCUCUUCCUGAACUCUGUACCGAGAUCAGCAAAAUCGAUAGCUUCCUUGUUCAACCGUCUCCGAAAAUCCUUCAAAGCUUGCCUCCCGUCCCGCGUCAGGAAUUAACAGUGCAGCCGCCCGCCUGUGAUGACUCGGGCUCGUACGACCGUUGGAGUGCUUCGCUCGGUGAUGUCUCCUCCUGA